Ipomoea nil (Japanese morning glory) is the source of this 2532-nucleotide messenger RNA. RefSeq names its product protein STRUBBELIG-RECEPTOR FAMILY 6-like. Gene Ontology annotation, biological process: protein phosphorylation. Gene Ontology annotation, molecular function: protein kinase activity; protein binding; ATP binding. The record is from RefSeq and is a predicted model, not a curated record. The transcript is spliced from 16 exons. Bases 118 to 2280 code for a protein of 720 amino acids. NCBI's taxonomy places the organism in Eukaryota, Viridiplantae, Streptophyta, Magnoliopsida, Solanales, Convolvulaceae.
AUUACAAGUAUAUUUUCUUGGGUUAACAAUAAAUAGUAUUUAACAAAAGUUGGAAGCUCUGACAAGGCCCUUUUGUUCCCUAGUUGGGACUGACUGAGCGAGCGAGCGAGCUUGAAGAUGAGAGAGCUAAUGGGGCUGCCGUGGGCGGUGGCGCUUCUCAUUGGGUUUCUGCUCAACGCGCCGCCCUCCGCCGUCGCUGAUACAGAUCCGACUGAUGCGUCAGUUCUGAGGGGGUUGUUCUCCAGCCUGAACUCACCACCGCAGCUUACAAAAUGGACGGCAAAUGGUGGAGACCCUUGUGGAGAGUCGUGGAAGGGCGUUAGUUGUUCAGGCAAUAGAGUAACCGAAAUUCAGAUUUCGGGUCUACAACUCACUGGGUCAAUGGGAUUCCAAUUGGAUCAACUGAAAUCUGUAACCACCUUUGAUAUAAGUACUAACAAUCUCGGGAACUCAUUGCCAUAUCAGCUCCCUCCAAAUGUACAGAAACUAAAUCUCGCUGGUAAUGGCUUUACCGGUGGCCUCCCAUAUUCCAUUUCACAAAUGGCCCCCCUCGAAUAUUUAAAUGUUAGUCACAAUCAACUCCAGGGCGAAGUGACCGUCAUGUUCGUAUCGCUUACGAACCUGUCGACACUGGAUUUCUCUUUUAAUUCUCUGGCUGGUAAUAUUCCUCAAACUUUCAGCUCGCUUACAAAUAUGAAAAACAUGUAUUUGCAGAAUAACGUGUUUACUGGAACUAUUGAUGUUCUUGCAAAUCUUCCCCUCGAUAAUCUAAAUGUCGAGAACAACCAUUUUACGGGAUGGAUCCCUCCACAGUUGCAAGGCAUAAACAGUUUACAAACGGGUGGUAAUUCAUGGAACUCGGGCCCUGCGCCCCCGCCUCCACCUGGCACUCCACCGGCAAACAGGCCCAAUCAUAGAUCCGGAGGCGGCAGCAGCCCAUCAAAUGGUGGAGGCAGUGAUAAUGGUGGUGGCGGUGGCGGUGGAAAAUCGGGUAUCGGGGGUGGAGCUGUUGCGGGAAUUGUGAUAUCCAUUUUGAUUAUAGGAGCAAUAGCAGCAUUCUUUAUUAUCAAGAGAAGAUCGAGGAGGACUUCAACCGAUAUCGAAAAGGUUAAUAGUCAGCAGUUUCCUCCUCUCGUCUCGCACAAAGUACAAGAGAUGAAAUCUGUUCAAACGUCCUCCACACUGGGAACGAAAACCGUGGAGACGCCAGUCGAAGUAAAUUUAAGACCUCCUCCUAUCGACCGUCCUAAAUCGUUCGACGAAGAUGAUAUAUCACCCAAGCCCGUUGUUACCCCCAAGAAAAUCGAUACGUCUCAAAUAAAUGCUACCCAAUACACUGUUGCAGACCUGCAAAUCGCUACAGAUAGCUUCUCCAUCGAAAAUCUUCUUGGCGAGGGAUCGAUUGGACGUGUUUACCGGGCUCAAUUUGAAGAUGGAAAGGUUCUUGCUGUCAAGAAAAUAAACUCCACUGCUAUUGGGAACCCCGAAGAUUUUCUGGAUAUAGUUUCUGAGAUAUCCCGACUGCAUCAUCCAAAUGUCACCGAGCUGAUUGGGUAUUGUUCGGAGCACCGACAGUAUCUACUAGCUUAUGAGUUCUACAAAAACGGUUCUUUGCAUGAUCUUUUGCAUCUCUCCGACGAAUACACCAAGCCGCUGACUUGGAACAACAGAGUGAAGAUUGCUUUGGGGGCAGCACGUGCACUGGAGUAUCUACAUGAAGUUUGCUCGCCAUCGGUGGUUCAUAAAAAUUUCAAAUCUGCUAACGUUUUACUUGAUUCGGAGUUCAACCCUCACCUAUCGGACUCUGGGUUAGCUAGCCUUAUCCCAGACGAAGAUCAGGCUCUAAACCAGAAUUCAGCGUCUGGAUAUGGUGCGCCUGAGGUGGCCAUGUCUGGUCAGUAUACAAUAAAGAGCGAUGUGUACAGUUUUGGCGUUGCCAUGUUGGAACUUCUUACUGGAAGAACACCAUUUGACAGUUCAAGGCCAAGACCCGAGCAAUCCUUAGUUCGAUGGGCUACACCUCAGCUCCACGACAUUGACGCCUUAUCUAAGAUGGUUGAUCCAGCACUGAAAGGGCUCUAUCCAGUUAAAUCUCUCUCCCGCUUUGCUGAUGUCAUUGCACUAUGUGUCCAGCCGGAGCCUGAGUUCCGACCACCUAUGUCGGAAGUUGUUGAGGCGUUGGUCCGGCUGGUGCAACGGGCCAACAUGAGCAGGAGGACAUUCGGCGCUGAUUCAAGGACCAGGUCUGGUAGCGCAGAUUCUCAGGAAUACGAGCUUUAGAUUCCUCGGACGCCAUGUUUUGCUGCUCCUAAUCCUGAUGUUCGUUGUAUCAUAACGGUAGCGGAUUCUGUAACAUUGUUAAUAGCGUGAUCCGUUUCGUUUGCAUUUGCUGCCAUUAGAUUAGCUUCUUCUUCUUCUUCACCUUCUGCAGAACUGGACUCCUGGAUUCUUGUUUUUGUAAUAUGGGAGUCUAUUGAGAAGAGUUGUGUACUAUCUCACUCUGGAUUUUUCCUCCUAUACAACAUAUCGUUU